AUGUUACAGGUAGAUGCCAGUGCAUCUUACAGGAUGAACCCGCUAGCUGCCCUCAACAUUGACCGCAACGCUGUGGGAGAAAACUACCGCCCCUUGGGAGGAGUCUUCUACCCCGGCAUCCACCCCCUCUCUGCAGAAAAGCCCCAGGAGGCUGGCUCUCUCCCGCUGGGCUACGAUCUCCUGUACAAGCCAGGUGUAACGCUCCUGGAUGGACAGAAAUCCGGAUAUGUUGGACUUUAUAAGACCCAGCCCCAGGGGUUACAGAAGCCCCAGGUGGUCCCUGCUGCAGGAGUUGACGGUUCAGGGAUGGACCGCCGAGUAUUGCCCAGCGAUAAGCAGUCAGACCUGGUCUUGACCGGCGCCGGCAGCUUCCUGAGGUUGCCGUGGAUCAGCCCUUACGCUGAUGCAACAAUGUACCCCUUCCUGGACAUGGCGUACAAGGCGUCCUUCCUUUCCCAGCCGUCCCCCUUCCUCCACCAACCGCUGGCGUAUCAAUCCUUGUGUGCGACAGGGGGCGGUGCACCUGGGGAGGAGAGACUUUACUACCUGCCUCAUUACGGCCAGGCGCAUAUUUCCCCCCCGAUGGGGUCUUUAAUCAGAAUCCCUACGGCAACUCCAGCCCCUUCUGUCCUUUCCCCUCUUCCUCACUCCCAGGAGAAGACAUUGGAAGGCCUCGGUCCUCAGGUUCACCAGGAAAAGUCGGCCUUUAGUCCCCAGAUCCACCAGGAGCCCCAGCCUCAAGCAAGCAAAGGAAGUAGUGGUGUUCCUGUCAGCAGUUCAGCUAGCACUUCUGCUGUAGAUUCACCCGCAGUUACACAUCCUCUGAGCUUAGUUUCCCCACCCCAACAGCUCAAAACCACCGCUACAGACCUCCAGAAGGCGCUUUACAGAAGCACCACCUCGUCCUCAGCCUCAGUGUCAGCGUCGCUCCCCUUUUUCACGGGCCAGGCCAAAGAAAAAAACUCCUCAAACCGCUCAAAUGCAGAGACGUGUUCAUCACCUGCCAAGACAUCACUGGACAGAACUGGACCUCAAAAACUUGCCAAAAACCCCGUGGACAUACCCUCGCAUCUGUCUGCCAAAGAGUUGGAAGCAUUCACAACUGGAUUCCCAUCCAAACUAGAUUCCAGGGCCAAGUUUUUACCACCAACUUGUUACGGGUUGCUAACCAGUAAGGACCAAAAACUUAAGCAGGGUCGAACCCUUCCUGUUACACCAGAAAAGACUCCAGAUCGUCCUGAAACGAUCGGCAGUGUACCCUCGAAUUGGGUUGUCCCGGGUCCUUUAUCUGCCGCUGACGGCUCGGACCACAGCAGAAGCUCCCAAAUUAUAAAGAAAAACAAGAGCUUAGAGAAUGUUUCUCACAAUCCACAGCCUCAAAACUCCCCUGGCUCCAAGACCGUCGAGGUAAGAAGCAUCCCUGCCUCCCAGGGAAGACCCUCCGCAUCGUGUCCUUCCCCAAAGGCCAAAGUCGAAUGGCAACGAGCGCCUCCUCCAGAUUUGGAGAAAGCCCAAAGACUAGAAGAGACUCGUCCCGGGAAACAGAGCAUCACUAAACCAGAACUUCACGAACUUCAUCCACUGCAGAAACAGCAGUCUCGUUUGGGGGGGACUGGAAACUCCUCCAGUGAUAUCUACGACUCCUACCUCCCUCCUGGUUUAGGGUACACCAACCGCUACAUCCCGUACUCCGUUGCUGAGAAUAUGUCCUUGCAACGCAUGACGACACCCGGCAAAGGACCCGUCUACACACACCCCGCCCUGCUCGGCAACAGCAGCUUUUACCAACCAAAACAUGGACUUCCUUAUAUUGGAGUCCAUCCCAACCAGGGGGACUUUAUGGCGUACCAGAACUCUCAAGGAAUGGCGCCUCCGUCUGUUUCCUCCCAUGCUAGUCUCAAGCAAAUUGAGACCCAAGACAAAACCUGGAACUUAGAUCUGAACCGGGACCAGGAUAGGCUGGAUGUUGACAGCUCCCAAAACAGGGACAAAGGGAGUGAAAAGUCCACAAACAAAACCAUCACAGCUUCAAGCAAAAGCCUCCCUUGUACCAGAGAGGAGGUCUGCAUCGAGCUGGUCCAGGAGGAGCCGGGUGAUGGUUUGUCCAUCACCAUGCACAGCUCCAGCUUCAGAGAUUCCUCUAGGCUUGGCGCCGAGAGCUGGAACCAAAUCCCAGACAGAGGUCCUCCGAAACCGCCUCCUGCCACCCAGGCUGCCGUGCAGAGACCAGACUUAAAGCCCAAGAACAGGAAUAACUGGAGCGACGACGUCCAGGAGGACACCCUCGAAAAGGAGGAGUCCCUGAGUCCGAUCCCAGACCUCCCCGAGGAGCAGACGAUGCGCUGCGCUCGGACGUCUCCACGGCAAUUUUCAAGAAAGUCUAAAACCGGAGUCUGUGGUGCUGAAGACUCGGAUCGGCCUCACGUCAACACAGACCCAGGACACAACCCGUUGGACAGUUGUUGGCGUGACAACGCCAAACCUAACUCCGUGGCAACCGAAGAGUUCACAAAGAGUUCAUCCUUUGGGGACAGAUGUUCAUCAGAAAGUCCCAAGUUGAAUCCCCGGGUCCCAGGACUUAUGAAGACCAGGUCCCUAGAGUGUGUUAGCAUCAACCCGAGAAGUCCCCCAUGCAACCGAGAUCUGAACGGAGACGAAGCGACGUCAAAGACCUCGGACAACACAGAUGUUAACCUUGAGAAAAACUACAAAAAUGGCAACCAAUCGGAUCCGUAUAUCCUUGAGAAGAACUACAAAAAUGGCAACAAAUCGGAUGCUUUUAACCUUGAGAAAAACUCCAAAAAUGAAAACCAAUCGGAUCCUUAUAACCUUGAGAAAAACUCCAAAAAUGGAAACCAAUCGGAUGCUUUAUGUCUCUCAGAAGGGCCGACGUUGAAUCCCCGGCCUCCAUUUUGUGUCGACUCUGACCCAAGCGGAGAUCCACCUCCAGUCAGCGGACAUUUUGUGGGUCCAUGUUGCAGAAACCUGAACCCCCUAACGUCUGAAUCUGGACCGACCCACGGCAACCCCAGAUGUCCAACUUCCAUGCGUCCAGACUGCGGAGACAGUCUCCGAGCGCCUGCGUGUGGAAGUUGUUGUCCAGAUUGCAGAAGUGCGCCCCCCAGAGGCGAGUCUCUGGGGUAUAAGAGAGACCGGGUCCUGACAUUUGGGGGCAGUUUUCAGCCCGUUUCACCUGGAAAUCCCACAAAUGGAGGCUUUAAUCUGCCGGAUCUGAGUCAAGACAACCGGAAAUGUGACGGUCUGUCCUCGGGGCUCGGCAGCGGAGACGUGGACAGAGACGAUGGGGACAACGUGGACUUUCCGGAGGGGGACGGGGACGGGUCUUGCUGCGGCAGAGACCGGCGCUGCGGCCUCACCAGACGCAUCGCCAACUCGUCCGGGUACGUAGGAGACCGCUUCAGAAGCACGAGCACGGAGCUGUUCUCCAGCAGGGAGCAGAAAGCACUGCAG
Messenger RNA from Etheostoma cragini (Arkansas darter), 3471 nucleotides. RefSeq names its product BCL-6 corepressor-like. The record is from RefSeq and is a predicted model, not a curated record. Gene Ontology annotation, biological process: negative regulation of transcription by RNA polymerase II. Gene Ontology annotation, cellular component: nucleus. The annotation marks the transcript as partial. Gene Ontology annotation, molecular function: transcription corepressor activity. The transcript is spliced from 2 exons. Lineage: Eukaryota; Metazoa; Chordata; Actinopteri; Perciformes; Percidae.